AUCGCUCACAGCUGAUUUGCUGUUAGAAAGUUCACUCAUUCAUCAGCAUUCCGUACGAUCGUAUCAGCGUGAUGUGGCUCUGCGCUGCAGUGUUUGUCGGUUGCCUCUAUACGAGCCUGGUGCAGGCGAUCUGUCAGGUACAGCUCGACCGUUCAACAACGGGCAUUGGAGUUCAAAACACCACCUUCAGGAAAACACCGUACUGUGCGUAUCUCGGUGUACGGUAUGGAAAACCACCGGUUGGGAAGUUAAGAUUUCGUCAUUCAGUGGUACAUCAACCAAGUGGACUUCAAAAUUAUACAGCGCCGGGUAGUGUGUGUCCACAGUUUCGAGAUACGUUGAGUACGAAUGUUGUGCUGGGCGAAGAGGACUGCCUGUUUGCCAACAUUUAUAGCCCAAGUGUUGGUGUGGCGUCGGAGGAAUGCACACCAAAAGCUCACCCCGUAUUGGUGUUCGUGCAUGGUGGAAGUUAUCAAGUUGGAGAUGGCGAAAGGGACAUAAAUGGAGUGGAUCUGCUCGUGGACAGCGGCAUUCUAGUGAUAACAUUCAACUAUCGUUUGAAUAUGGUUGGCUUUCUAAAGUCGGAAGCGCACAACAUCAGUGGAAACUAUGGCUUGAAGGAUCAAACCACUCUUCUGCGCUGGGUUCAACGGUACAUCACGCACUUCGGAGGAGAUCCUGACCAGGUCACUCUGAUGGGUCAAAGCGCUGGUGGAAGUGCCGUAACACAUCAUCUGUACAUACAGCAGUCUAAAGAUCUGUUUCACCGGCUGAUUGCAUUGAGCGGAUCGCUGAUAGCACCGUGGUCAUUCCUGUUCGACUAUCAGUACUGUACGGAGCGGUACAUGAGUGACCUAAAACCACACUCACUGGAACAGCUUCAAGAGAUGGAUUUUCAUGACUUUUUCCUAGACAGUGAACCGUUCAGGUAUUGGUUCCCGUUCGCAUCGAUGGGAACGCCAUGCUUCAUACCUGUGCAGGAGCAGGAUGAGAUACAUCACGAUAACUUCACGGUACAUAUGGCACAUGAAUCCGUUUUAAAUCCACCGGUAACACAGGUUCCGAUGCUACUGAGCGAAACUGGCCGCGAGUUUGAGGAUCUAGUGAAGAGAGUGGAUCGUUUCUAUUUCUUUCCCAAUAUUCCACUAAAUUGGACAAUGUCCACUGGCGACGCUUUUGUUUCGACCGUAAACAACUUUGCAGCCUCUCUAGUUGGCGAAGGUCAUGCAAAGUCGAUAGAGGAGGUGAUUCAACAAAUUGCGAGCUAUGGUAACAUGAAAUACCCGAUGAGAAGAUUAGCGAAGCAUCUAGCUCAAUCGAUGAACUCUUCGAUCCAUCCCAUCUACUAUAUGCGGUUCGAGUAUGACGGACGCUUUGGCAAGUCGAAGAACGACUUCUAUCGAGAUGAUUUAGAGAAUCCCGAGUACGGAGCGAUGCAUGGCGACGAGUUGGGAUACAUUUUUACACCCGAUGUGAUCGACAAGGCACUGGCGGCACCGGACGAGUAUCGGGAAGAGUGGCGAAUACACGACCGAACUGUUGAGCUGAUAGCAAACUUCAUCAAGCGUGGCAAUCCAACACCGACAGGAAGUGAGCUGACGAACAUUACCUCAUGGAUACCACUAAACGAGAACAACUCCAGCAACACAUACAUGAACAUGGAUCGAACGCUUGAGGUACGCCAGUUUGAGGAGGAUAGAUACUACCAGUACUGGGAUAAAGUGUACAACUGUUUGUAUUACAAUGUUUGUGAUGAAAUUUUUGAAGUAGAGUUAGUCCAAUAAAAAUAUAGGAAAAGGA
This is a messenger RNA of Anopheles stephensi (Asian malaria mosquito), 1800 nucleotides long. Its product is annotated as juvenile hormone esterase-like. Bases 72 to 1784 code for a protein of 570 amino acids. The transcript is spliced from 4 exons. The record is from RefSeq and is a predicted model, not a curated record. NCBI's taxonomy places the organism in Eukaryota, Metazoa, Arthropoda, Insecta, Diptera, Culicidae.